Diaporthe amygdali is the source of this 1644-nucleotide messenger RNA. RefSeq names its product 3-phytase b precursor. Lineage: Eukaryota; Fungi; Ascomycota; Sordariomycetes; Diaporthales; Diaporthaceae. Gene Ontology annotation, molecular function: acid phosphatase activity. The transcript is spliced from 3 exons. The record is from RefSeq and is a predicted model, not a curated record. Bases 1 to 1644 code for a protein of 547 amino acids.
AUGCAUAAUAUUCGCCUCCUAUGUGUUGCGCUCUUUGUGGCCUUCGGCCAUGCGAGCCCUGUCACCAACUCACCAGAGGCCGGCUCUACCACAUCGGACAAGUACCCUCCUUCAGCCACGUCCGCAAACACUGAGCUCUUCCCUGGUGAGCCUGUCGUCGGUUACCCUGGCACGACAAUUACAGGUGUUGAGCCCGCAGCUGCGGAAACUGCGCCGUCUUACCCUUACAACGACGGGCCGGCAAACCAGUUUCCCCUCGUCGCCCCCGUGCCGCACGGCGAAUCUGAAUCGUCGACGUUCGACAUCAAGAAGUACUGGGGCAACUUGUCUCCCUGGUAUUCAGUCUCAUCCGCAGAUUACGGACUUCCAGAUGCUAGCCCUCUGAUCCCCGAUGGCUGCGACAUAGUCCAGGUUCAUCUGCUCUACCGACAUGGUGCUCGGUAUCCCACCAGCGGGGCUGCCCCCGCACAGUUUGCUCAGAAGAUCCACAACGCCACCAAGACUGGCUUCAGUGCAUCCGGAGAUUUGAGCUUCCUGGCCGAUUGGACUUAUAAGCUGGGCGCUGAGCUGUUGACGCCGUUCGGCAGGAGCCAGAAUUUCCUCCUGGGUAUCGAGUACCGCCAACUCUAUGGGUCGCUGCUCAACAACUUCACCGAGCAGGGCACCAUCCCGGUCUUCCGGACCCAAUCCCAGGACCGCAUGGUCAAGACUGCCAACAACUUCGCCGCUGGGUUCUUUGGUGUGCCCGAGUAUUUGGACCAGGUUAACAUCGAGAUUCUUGUUGAGACGUCUGGUCUAAACAACUCCGGUGCGCCCUACGAGACUUGCACCAACGCCGACGUUUCCAGCAGAGGAUCAAUCGGUAGUACAGUGGCGGCCAAAUUUGCAAACAAUGCGUUCAACGCUACUCUGGCUCGCCUGAACUCACAGGUCACUGGCAUCACCUUCACUCCCUCAGAUAUCAUCACAAUGCUUCAGCUUUGUUCGUAUGAGACGAACGCUCUGGGUUAUUCGGCCUUCUGUGGUCUCUUCUCACAAGAAGAUUAUCUCAACUACGAGUACUACUAUGAUCUGUCAUUUUACUACUCAAAUGGCCCAGGCUCCCCGGUCUCAGCUGCCCAGGGCAAGGGCUAUCUCCAGGAAUUCGUCGCCCGCUUCACCGGGAGCUACCCAACGCCCGAGUCGGCCCUUAACGAGACAUUCGACGACAACCCGACUUACUUCCCGCUCAACCAGUCCAUUUAUGCCGAUGCGACACACGAGGUUGUCGUCCUCGAUGCGCUGACCGCGUUCAACUUGUCCGCCUUGUUCCAGGGCGAGCCUUUGUCUCCGACAGGGAACCGCGGGCAGAAUGUUUUCGUGGCGAGCAAGGUCGUGCCGUUUGCUACGCACUUUACUGUGCAGGUGCUCGAGUGCCCGGCUUACCAGCCUACGAAGCAGAUCCGUUUCAUUGUGAAUGAUGCUGUCGUCCCUGUCAACGGCACAUACCCCGGCUGUGAGUACGAUGCGGAUGGCCUCUGCUCUUUUGACAACGUCGUCUCUGUCCUGCAGAAGCGCAUCGAUGAGAUCGACUAUGAUUACGAUUGCUUUGGCAACUACACCGCGGAGGCUGGCCAUGAUUACAAUGGCCGUGCCCCCAGAUAG